Molecule: messenger RNA, 2706 nt
Organism: Baudoinia panamericana UAMH 10762
Lineage: Eukaryota; Fungi; Ascomycota; Dothideomycetes; Mycosphaerellales; Teratosphaeriaceae
Exons: 3
Coding region: 123-2612 (829 amino acids)
Biological process (GO): regulation of DNA-templated transcription; DNA-templated transcription
Molecular function (GO): zinc ion binding; DNA-binding transcription factor activity, RNA polymerase II-specific; DNA binding
Source: RefSeq, a predicted model, not a curated record
CGUCAAGCUUAUGAAUCUUUAAUUUUGCAUCUCAUUUGAUUGUACUUACGCGCGGUUUUCACUUCAUAUCCGUACUGCUCUUCUGUGGUCUACCUAGGAUCUAUUCGAGCGUGGCCAUCAUUAUGGACGCAUUCGGGGUGGAGGCAGGGCUCUCCGAGUCUUCCGCUUCUCCAGAGGACACCACCACUGCACAGAUGUUGCCACCGAAACGUACUGCAGAUGCAGCGGGCUUGAAGCCUGGCAUGCGGUCCGCGAAGAGUGUAAAGCGAAGGGCAUCCAAAGCAUGCCAAUGCUGCCGAUCGCGCAAAGUUCGGUGCAAUGUAGUUGAGCAUGGAGCGCCAUGCACGAAUUGCCGUCUGGAUGAGGUCGAGUGCAUCGUUUCCGAGAGCAAGCGCAAGAAGAAGUGGUCCUCAAACGAUGCUGAAGCCUCGCCACAGCAGAGUAACAGCCUCAUGACCAAGGAGAAUGGCACAACAGUGCCGAUGUCCGCGCGGCCGCCAUAUGAACCAUUGAAGAAGUCCAUCGAUCAUACACCGCACUCUCUUUAUCAAGGGCUUGAGGGGGAUGGCAAUGCUGCAGACGCGGCUUCUCAGUCCAGUUUGUAUACGCCGAACAUGCUCAUGAACCUCCAUCGGCAUGGUCAACGGAGUGGAUCAGUUGCGGAAAGCGCCCAAAUUCACCCAGAUCUACUGGCGCCGAUGACUCCUCCCUCAACGAUGCCUCUGUACAUCAAAGCAAUGCCUACGCGGAUUAGUCCGGACGACCUCGCGUACCUUGAGAGGAGGGGUGCACUAACGAUACCUCCAACGCCACUACGCAAUGAGCUUCUGCGCAGCUACGCAGAGUUCAUACAUCCGUACAUGCCUCUGCUCAACAUUCACGAGUUUGUGCAAGCGAUCGAUGGUAAGAACGACUCGCAAACGAUUAGUCUACUGCUUUUUCAAGCAGUAAUGUUCGCCGGCAUUGCUUCGGUUGAUAUGCGAUAUCUGAAGGCCGCUGGAUAUGACAACAGAAGAGAUGCUAGACGCGAAUUCUUUCAGAAGACGAGACUACUGUACGACUUCGACAUUGAAGUGGACCGCAUUUCGCUCAUUCAAUCGCUGCUGCUAAUGACAUAUUGGUACGAGACGCCAGACGACCAGAAGGACAGCCAUCACUGGAUGGGAAUCGCAGUUUCGCUUUCGCAUACAAUCGGUUUGCAUCGUAAUCCAGAGAAAUCUGCAUCAAUGGAUGUCCCAAGGCAAAAGCUGUGGAAGCGUAUUUGGUGGUCCACCUACAUGCGAGACCGCUUGGUUGCGCUUGGCAUGAGGCGACCAACACGCAUAAAAGAUGCCGAUUUUGAUGUGCCAAUGCUACGGAUCGACGACUUCGAGGACAACAUCAUCCUUGAAGGCCCAUCAUGCAUUCCGGCCGACUGUUCGCUGCUGCGAGAUCGAACGAAGCAGAGACAGCUCGCAGUUAUGUGCAUUGAGAAGGCCAAGCUCUGCAUCUGCAUCAGCCAUGUUCUGUCAGUACAGUACUCCGUCUUACACAACAACCAUGGUGUAUUAAGCGACGAAGGCAGCACACGCACAACCAUGAUGCUUGUCGCGAAAAGGCUAGAUCCCGAGGUCAACGAAGUGCAAGCGUGUGACCAGGAGCUGCAGGACUGGAAGCAAGCUUUGGCUGAGGAUGCACAAUAUGUCGCGCCGACAUGGGCCGAGGUGGACGUUGGGAAUGCGGACAUAGCCCUGAAUCGCUCGCUGCUCCACAUGAUCUACUACGCCACGCUUUCGGCAUUGCACAGGCCGCAAGUGCUGCCUUCGACCGCACUGCCACCUCGCAGCACUCCAUCCGAGCAGCUCGAGAUCUCGCGGAAGGCAGUAAGGCUUGCCGCGGGCGAGAUCACGAACAUUGCAAACGGUUUAUAUCAUCUGGAUUUGGUGAAGUAUCUGCCGUCUACCGGUAUCACGGUUCUGCUACCGGCGAUCAUCAUUCAUUUGCUCGAUAUCAAGGCGCCUGACGAAGCGACGCGGAGAGCAAGCCUGCAAGGCUUCUGUCAGUGCAUGCGAAUCAUGGCGAGGUUGCGAGAUGUCUACGCUGCGGCAGACUACUCUACAGCGUUCCUCGAAGCAGCCAUCAAGAAAGCAGAGAUCUCUCUUCCGCAAAAAUCGAACGAGGUCAAGGACUCACGCAGCAUCAUCACCUCAGCACAAGGCCUGAUGGAGCUGGGGCGACGCAUGACUUCCGGAAUGAAUUCUCGUGCGCUCACCCCUCCGCCUGACGCGCAGCAGGAUCUGCACUCGGGCAUAGAUCAGCAGCCACAUCUGACCGACGAGGACAUUGCGCACCGCCUCAACACAUUCCUCGCUUCGAGUCCGCCAAACUCCGAUCACCAACCUUCUCACCACGAGCACAAGCUCAUAGACGAUGGGUCGAUCAGUAUUCCCGUAGACCUCGAGGCCGACUUCGACUCACUGGUCAACCUCGACGCUGCCGGCGAAACCUGGCUUUUGGAGGACUCCGCAUAUGCCGCGAUGCAGGGUGGGGAGAGUAGCGGUUUCACUAUGGAUAUGGAUUGGAUGCAGAGCAUGAAAGAUGGAGGACUUGCCAUACCAAUGGGUUUGGAUUAGGUUAGCGAUAUCAGUUCAAGCAGAUCUACCAUUUGCGAUCAGGUACAACCGUGACGUCUCCACCUUGAGGUCACGUGCUCGCGUGCCUUGCGCG